Molecule: messenger RNA, 1495 nt
Organism: Cydia amplana
Lineage: Eukaryota; Metazoa; Arthropoda; Insecta; Lepidoptera; Tortricidae
Product: facilitated trehalose transporter Tret1-2 homolog
Exons: 9
Coding region: 56-1495 (479 amino acids)
Biological process (GO): transmembrane transport
Cellular component (GO): membrane
Molecular function (GO): transmembrane transporter activity
Source: RefSeq, a predicted model, not a curated record
GUGCGGCCACGCCUUUUCAUUUGUUUCUUAAAUUUUAGUGUAUUUAAAAAGUAAAAUGUUAAAGUAUACGGUGAAGAAAUAUUGUUCUGAAGGGAGCAGGAUAAAUCAAGUCAUUAUGGCUGCUUUAAUGGUCCUCCCAGUAUUCUCGUACGGCAUGGCGGUCGGCUGGCUGUCACCCAUGGGUCCGCGUCUCAUCAACGACCCGAGCCUGCGCGCGACCGUGUCCACGGACGUGGUGUCGUGGAUGGCGUCCGUCGUGUACCUGGUGGGCACGCCGUCCGUGUUCCUCUUUGGAUACAUCGUGGAUAAUUAUGGAAGGAAGAGGGCUCUCAUGUUCACUUCCUUCUCUAUGGCUGCAUGUUGGGGUCUGAAGCUCUACUCCACAUCUACAUGGGCCCUUAUCACCGCGCGAGCCAUUAUAGGCCUGGGCGUCAGUGGCUCGUACGUGGUCACCCCACUCUACAUCAAGGAGAUAAGCGAAGACUCCAUCCGCGGGACGCUCGGAAGCCUGGUCGUCCUCAGCCAGAACCUUGGCAACCUGGCGGUGUAUAUCAUGGGGGAAUAUUUGAGUUACCACGCGGUCCUGUGGAUCUGUCUGGCGGUGCCGCUGGUGCAUUUGUUGGUGUUUGCUACGAUGCCAGAAACGCCCUCGUAUUUGCUGAAAUGUGGGAAGGUUGAGGAAGCUCGAGAGGCUCUAGGAUGGCUGCGCUGUCGCCAGAGCUCGGAGGCUGUGGACAGCGAGCUGAAGAUGCUCCUCAUAGAACUAGAACAAAACAAGACCAACCAGUUCAGAUACGCCAUCAAAACUCUUGCAUCAGACCGCAUCGCCUUCCGCGCGUUCCGCAUAGUCCUCACCAUAACCCUGGCCAGAGAACUCUGCGGCUGCCUGGCCGUCCUUCACUUCGCCUCCAAGAUCUUCAGCGAGGCCAACCACAGCGGCAGCUGGGUGCUGACCGCCAACCAACAGGCGACGGUGCUGGGCGCCGUACAGUUGUUCGGGUCCGUCACGGCUUCCACUUUGGUCGAGAGGACUGGGAGGAAGCCGCUCUUGAGCGUGACAUGUUUCGUGUCCGGCGUGUCCAUGUGUCUCCUGGGCGCCUGGUUCGCUAUGGGCGGCGGCGGCUGGCUGCCCGUGGCGGCGCUGUGUCUCUGCAUCUACUGCGACGCGGCCGGGCUGCAGCCUGUACCGUUUGUCGUCAUGACCGAAAUGUUCUCCUUCCAACUCCGCGGCACCGUCACCUCUCUAGUCAUAGCCUUCGCCUGCGCCCUCGUCUCCAUCGAACUUCGCUUCUUCCACCCCCUCUCCGAACUAGCCGGUCUCCACACAGUCUUCUUCCUGUUCGCCGGCGUUUGCCUCGUCAGCACCGUCUACAUCGUCGUCUGCGUGCCAGAGACAAAGAUGAAGACCAUAGACCAGAUCUACGCUAGGAUUGGCGGGAAAAUUCAAGAUGGCGCGAAGCGGGGCUGCGAAGCGCCUGACGUAACGCGGUUGUAG